UUCCGACCCAGGUGCAACAAGAGUCUACCAUUGUAUUGUAGAGAUAACAGGGGACUCUGUAGUGAAAGUAUUCAAGGGACCAUAUGUACAAAAUACACGGACUCAUUUGCAAAAAAAUGUUGGUGAUGAUAACGUCCUCUUGGUAAAGUUUAUGGGGCCAUCUUCAGAGUCUGUGAUUGAUUUUCUACCUUACCAUAAGGUUGCUGAAGAUGGUAUUAUUCUGGGUUUACGCCGCUACCGUUUUUUUGUUUACAAGGAUGGAGGAAAAGAUGAGAAAAAGAAAGAAGAGAAAAUAAAUUGGGAAAACAAGAACUGCGCUUCAGGCGUGAAAUGCUACUUUGUUCGCACAGAGUCUGGAUGGAAUAUGGAUGAACCUUACAUACUCUCUGGCAAGACAAUCAAUCAGGCUCGCAAACUAUUCAUGCACAUACAUACUGCUCCCACCUUGGCGAAAUACAUGGCCAGGUUUGCUUUGAUACUAUCGAAAACUAUCACAAUGGAGGUUGAUUUAUCAGCGCUUCAUGUUAUACAGCUUGAUGAUAAACCUUGCAGCGCUGAAAAUGGGGGCAUUGUUCAACGAGAUGGGGAACUCCUGAUCCAUACUGAUGGAACUGGCCUAAUAUCUGAAGAUUUGGCUGAGAAAUGCCCAACAAUUAUGUACAAGGGAAAACUUUUGAAGUCACAAGAUGUUCAGGCUUGUGAUGAUACACUUACGACGUCCCCCCGUGCGAAGAAACAACGGCUUAUUGCCAGUAAACCUCCUCUUCUUAUUCAGUUCCGGAUGUUCUAUAAAGGAUCAGCUGUUAAGGGAACUGCAUUAAUUGACAGAAGGCUUCCUCCUGGAACUAUUCUUAUACGGCCAUCAAUGAUAAAAAUAAAAUCUGAUCCAAAAUUAUGUGGUGUACAGUCCGUUAACUCUUGGGAAUUGAUAAAAAUGAAAGCUGAUCCAAAAUCAUAUUGUGUCCAGUCCGUCAACUCUUUGGAAAUAGUGACAACGAGCACUAAACCGAAAAGGACAUUAACAUCGAAGCUCUUGAUUGCACUACUUCGCUAUGGAGGAGUUAAAGAAGAGUUCUUUAUGGAGCUUCUAGAGAAUGCAAUUGAAGGGGCUGAGAACGCUCGUUGUGAUUAUGAAGACGCACUAAACAUUGCAUUUAUCUAUGCGGACAUGGAGGAUUCGAUAUCAGCACGAAUGAUUUUAUCUGGAAUUCCACUAGAAGAUGCAUAUUUGCAGUCCAGGCUGGCUAUCAUGGCUCAACAAGAAAGAAAGGGAAUCAAGCAAGGAAAGCUACCAAUCAGUGAUUGCUUUUAUUUGAUGGGUACAACAGAUUCUACAGGGAAACUCAAAGCCAAUGAAGUUUGUGUGAUCCUUGACAAUGGACCAUAUUGUGGAAAUGUGCUUGUCUAUAAACAUCCUGGGUUACACUUUGGUGAUAUACAUGUCUUGACAUCAAGAUAUAUCGAGGAUAUACAUGACGUAGUAGGAUAUUCAAGAUAUGCUAUACUUUUCCCUACCUCUGGCCCACGAUCGUUGGCCGAUGAGAUGGCCAAUAGUGAUUUUGAUGGGGACAUGUAUUGGGUCUCAAUAAAUGAACAGUUAUUAAAGCAGUUCAAGCCUUCUAAACCAUGGGAAUGGGGCCAAGUAAAUAAACCAAUACAGGCCGAGAAAAAGUGUCUUUUGGAUUUAGACGAACCCCUACUCGACAGGAGUUUGUUUCAUGAAUUCUUAAAAGCAAGAUUUGCACGCAGUAAUGCACUUGGCACAGCAGCUGAUAGUUGGUUAGUAUAUAUGGACCGACUGUUAACAGAUGGUGUUGAUGAAGAUGAAAGUAAUGUACUAGAAAAAAAGAUAAAGAAGUUGGUUGAUCUUUAUUAUUUGGCCCUGGACGCUCCAAAGGCCAGGUCCAAGAUCAAUGUCCCUGCUGAGCUGACAGCAAAAAAGUAUCCGCACUACAUGGAUCGAAAGGAAAGCUACCAUUCGACAUCCAUACUAGGAAAAAUUUAUGACGAAGCAGAAAAAAAGCAAUCUGAGAAAGUUGAACCAGUCGAGAUAUCGUUGGACCCGCGUUUCACGGAGAGAGCAGCAUCUUCAGGAUACAAGUACCUGAACCUCUGGACAGGCCGUUAUCACGGAGAGAGCAGCAUCUUCAGGAUACAAGGAAGAAACAGACCUGAAGUCCAAAGAACUCUACCAAAAGUACAAAUACAUGCUCUACGAUGCCGCUGAAUUCGAGCAAACUCAGAGGAACCUUGACGAAGUGUUCAACGAGGCCUGCACGAUCUACCAGAUCGUCUAUGAGAAAGCAGCGAGGUUUAAGAAGGCUGGGAGAUGCAACUUCGUGUGGAAUGUGGCGGGCCGUGCGCUGUGCCGUUUCUACUCUCUCGAGGCCGAGGGUGACAAGGUGCUUGUCCCGUUGACGGUCGCUCGGAAUCUUACCAAGAAGCGCCGAAGGUAGCAGCGA
Molecule: messenger RNA, 2462 nt
Organism: Triticum aestivum (bread wheat)
Lineage: Eukaryota; Viridiplantae; Streptophyta; Magnoliopsida; Poales; Poaceae
Product: probable RNA-dependent RNA polymerase 3
Exons: 16
Coding region: 152-2227 (691 amino acids)
Biological process (GO): siRNA processing
Cellular component (GO): nuclear RNA-directed RNA polymerase complex
Molecular function (GO): RNA-directed RNA polymerase activity
Source: RefSeq, a predicted model, not a curated record